Molecule: messenger RNA, 1481 nt
Organism: Panicum virgatum (switchgrass)
Lineage: Eukaryota; Viridiplantae; Streptophyta; Magnoliopsida; Poales; Poaceae
Exons: 2
Coding region: 415-1146 (243 amino acids)
Source: RefSeq, a predicted model, not a curated record
UCGCCGCCGCCUUCGGCAAACAAAAACCCUCGCCGCGAUGCCGCCGGAGCUGCUGGAGGAGCUCGUCGAGGAGGUCCUCCUCCGCCUCCCGCCGGGUGAUCCCGCGAGCCUCGUCCGCGCCGCGCUUGUCUGCAGGCUCUGGCGUCGCCUCGUCUCCGGCGCCGCCUUCCCCCGCCGGUUCCGCGAGUUCCGCCGCACGCCCCCCUUGCUGGGCUUCCUCUGCGAUCCCGGCGACGAAGACGACUACGAGGAGGGCGUCUACGUCCCCGCCUCCUCCUUCCGCCCGCGCGCGCCCCUGUACACCCCUUUCAGCUGCUGGCGUGGGACGCUCGCCACGGCCGCGUGCUCCUCCACAAGGGCCACAGCCACUACUCCCAUCGUCCCUACGUCUGGACGCCCAUCACCGGCCCCCGGAUGGCGGCGCUGCCCAAGAUGCCGCCGGACCGUCCGGACAGCUGGACCACCGCGGUGCUCUGCGCCGCCGCCGCCACCGGCACCGGCGCGUGCGACCACCUCGACUGCCACGACGGCCCCUUCAUCGUGGUCCUCGUCGGCACCGACACCAAGGGGAUGUUUUCCUACGUCUUCUCGUCGGAGACUUACAAGUGGAGCGAGGUGACCACCGCCGAGCACCCCGGUGACUGUAUCAGCUGGAACCGCAGCACCCUCGUCGAGAACGCGCUCCACUUCAUGUUCGAGAAGAACGACAGGAUCCUCAAGUAUGAUUUGAGAACUCGGGGAAUGUCUCUGAUGGAACUGCCUCGUUAUGUGGGAACCAACCUAAUAUCUGAAGCUUUUAUUGAGCUCAUGACGACCAAGGAGGGGCGGCUGGGGUUCGCAAGGUUGGAGGAGUCGAAGCUUUGCCUAUGGUCAAGGGACCAUGGAGAUGUGGGAUGGGUGUCAAGCAUAGCCAUUGAGCUCGACAAGAUGCUACCCUUUGAUGCCUCGUUGGCCGACACUACUUUUUUGGUUGGCUUCGCGGAAGGGGUCGGUGUAAUUUUCGUCAGGGUUGGGGAUGGGGUCUUCACUAUUGAUCUACAAUCUUGCAAGGUGAUCAAGGUAUAUGAGGGCCCGAUCAUCAGCUGCGUUGUUCCCUACAUGAGCUUCUGCACUCCAGCAUUGCGGGCAGCUUCUACAGAUGCGUGACCGAGAUGAGGUGUCUCGAGCUUCCCCCACAGAUGGCAGACCAACAGUGAGUGCCUUGACUGCUUGAGGCGGUAUGUCAGAAAGAGGAGUGACAGUAUAUUUCUCAAUUAGGAUUUACUAGGCUUGGGUGUUUCAGAUGUACAAAAGAUCUGGAUAUGUCCUCGAGAAAUGCAGGAGGAGACAGAAGAUAAAAGGCUUCUACUUUUUUUUUUUGCUCUUUUCUCUUGUAGUUGCAAUUUGCAAGUUCCAAUGGAACUUGAAAGAACUCUUUAGGCUGAUUGAUCGGCAAGUGACAGGACAAUAAACUACACAUGGACCUGCACGCUCGCUUAAAA